AUGACGACGCAGAGUCUGCUGUCACGCAGGAUCUUGUCCUAUAUCCAUUCGCCAGACCUUCGCACGCGGACUCUCAUCACUCACAUCAAAUGCCGGCCUUGCGUCAAGUCUCAGAUCCAGCUCAACUCCCAAGCACGAUUUGCUAGUCGUAAACCAUCAAGCUCGAGUCCAACUGUUUCCAAGAAAGUCGCUCGGGGCGACCCGCUUGUAGAUAGGGAGCCCAAAAAGCCCAUAUUUCCUGAAAGAUUACUCAUAUAUCAUGCAGGUACUAUGAGAAUCGUCAAUCUGGCUGGUAUAAAAGUCGUCACAAUCUUUGUUUUUGCAUUUUUCACCAUAUAUGCUGGGCCGCAAUUCCUCUAUUCUAAGGAAGACCCGUCUUGGGUUACCGCUGUAGUUAUGCUUUCUGGAAUCCUUCCCGUGGCAAUCGUCACUUACAUGUCUGGACCAUUCGUGAAUUUUAUUCAUCUUCGAUUGCCAUCAUACGCCCGAGCAUCUACGGAAAUCAUGUUUCGGUAUUCAAAAGCUCUCCCUAAGGAUGCCGAACUUGAUAUCACCACUAUGAACUUCUUGGGAAAAGUUCAAGUUUCUCGGAUGAGAGUCGCUGAACUUUAUCCCGUCAAAGAGAGAAUGGGAUUAGCUAAUUAUGCGCGAGAUACGACAGCCAUCAACGCCAGGCGGGCCUGGUGGAAAGGGAAAGUCGUUCGUCAAUUCGGAGUUCAUGCCGGAAGGAGUAAAAUCUGGGGAGGCGAGGUGUGGAAAAACGUUGCCAGUGCCAUCUCACGAAAUUCGAAAUUGAAGUAG
Messenger RNA from Glarea lozoyensis ATCC 20868, 801 nucleotides. RefSeq lists its product as uncharacterized. Lineage: Eukaryota; Fungi; Ascomycota; Leotiomycetes; Helotiales; Helotiaceae. The transcript is spliced from 3 exons. Bases 1 to 801 code for a protein of 266 amino acids. The record is from RefSeq and is a predicted model, not a curated record.